Molecule: messenger RNA, 888 nt
Organism: Ostreobium quekettii
Lineage: Eukaryota; Viridiplantae; Chlorophyta; Ulvophyceae; Bryopsidales; Ostreobiaceae
Source: the annotation of a GenBank genome assembly
GAGGGUGCAUGUGGGGAUUGGGAAGCAUUGCCAGCUCCCCUGCUGGACAGUGUGAAGGCAGCCCUUGAAAGAGAUGAAGCCUUUGAAGGGACCAGAGGUUCAGUGCAGAACAUGAGAAUGGUGAAUCGCCACUGGAAUCAGUGUGCCAAUGCCCCAGUUGCAGAACUCUGUAUCAGAAACCAUGACCCAACCUGCCAGUCAAUACCCUCCACUUGGCAAGUUGGCCAGCUGCCAGUUGGGACAUGGGAAUCGACAAUAGCCAUUGUUGUGGAGAAGUUCCCUGGAGUGGAGCGUUUGCAGCUGAAAUCAACUGUUCCAAUGACAGCCCUGCAGCUGUCCCAGCUGAGGGGCAUCUACCAUUUGAGGAACCUCUGUUUAACGCUGCCAAGCAUCGGUGACCAUCACCUUGAGGCUCUGCGGGCCCUGCCAUUGACAGAUCUCAAGGUUGUGAGAACAAACGCUCAGUUUGGCAAUAACAACAUCGUCAGGACGACUGAUGCAGGAAUGGCAUGCCUCAGGGCGCUGACAAAACUCACCUUCAUCAGCCUUACCAAUCUCAAGGACGCAGCUGAGUGCCCUGGCUUCAGUUUUCUGAGCUCUUUAACAGCGCUUUGUUCUGUCGGUCUAGUGACACCUUGCAUAGACAACAUCAGCUUCCUGCUGGCCUUGAUAGCUCUCUCAUCCCUGAGACUGGUGUUCAACGAUGCUGCUCAAGGUACUCACAGUGCUUGCUCUCCACUGAACAUGCUAACGAGCAUAACCAGUCUUGUAGAGCUUGAGUGCUGGCACUGCGCCCCUUGCAGAGGAGAGAUGGCUGGCAUCACCACAAUGUCUGCCCUCACAACCCUUGCCAAACUGCGGCUGUGCAAGUGCACUGCAUCUGUGGUG